Messenger RNA from Fusarium graminearum PH-1, 2907 nucleotides. Its product is annotated as pre-mRNA-splicing factor ATP-dependent RNA helicase prp16. The transcript has a single exon. NCBI's taxonomy places the organism in Eukaryota, Fungi, Ascomycota, Sordariomycetes, Hypocreales, Nectriaceae. The record is from RefSeq and is a predicted model, not a curated record. Gene Ontology annotation, biological process: mRNA splicing, via spliceosome. Bases 1 to 2907 code for a protein of 968 amino acids. Gene Ontology annotation, molecular function: RNA binding; ATP binding. Gene Ontology annotation, cellular component: intracellular anatomical structure; spliceosomal complex.
AUGACGCCAGAUCCCAAAAGGCGACGGAUCGACUCUGCAGCGCGCCCAUAUAAACGAGAUCAUCAAGAUGAUUUCCGCACGCCAACCCCCCGAGCGCAAUCACGUUACGCGCCUACGCCUCCUCGUGACGAAGUAGCACCGACCGACGAAGACAAGGCUUUAGACCGCGACUGGUAUGGCGGUGAUGAGUUCGGGGGGCAUAGCUUUGGAGAUGAUACCCAUAAUCCCUUCGCAUCCUACGGCGCCUGGGAAGGCCAGCAGCAGGAAGCAGCCCGACACGAAAAGAUGUCCAUCCGAUUCGAUGCACGGCGCGAGCAAAGGAAUCGAGACAAUGAUGCCUGGGAGACAAACCGAAUGUUACAAUCUGGAGUGGCGCAACGACGAGAUAUGGCUUCCGACUUUGUUGACGACGACGAUUCAACUCGAGUCCAUCUUUUGAUUCAUGACCUCCGACCUCCGUUCCUGAAAGGACGAACGAUUUUUACGAAACAACUAGAGCCAGUGCCCGCUGUAAAAGACCCCCAAAGUCACAUGGCGGUUUUCAGUCGAAAGGGUAGCAAAGUGGUCAAAGAAGCGCGACAACAGCGAGAACGUCAAAGGCAAGCCAAGGAAGCGACGAGCAUGACCGGAACGACGCUUGGAAACAUCAUGGGCGCCAAAGAGGAUGACGGCGAUUCUGCACUGCCCGUACCUGCCGAGGACGACGCUCAACCCGAGCGGAAGGGCAACAAAUUUAGCGAACACUUGAAAAAGACGGACGGCGCCAGCAACUUCAGCCAGAGCAAAACGCUACGAGAGCAGCGAGAAUACCUACCGGCGUUUGCAGUUCGCGAGGACCUUCUUCGUGUGAUUAGAGAGAAUCAGGUUGUCAUUUGUGUGGGUGAGACAGGUUCCGGUAAAACAACACAGUUGACGCAGUUCCUCCAAGAAGAUGGAUACGGAAAAACUGGCAUGAUCGGGUGCACACAGCCGCGACGAGUUGCAGCUAUGAGUGUGGCCAAACGUGUGGCCGAAGAGAUGGAAGUGAAGCUUGGAAGCACAGUUGGUUAUGCCAUUCGAUUCGAAGACUGCACCAGCAAGGAGACGGUCAUCAAAUACAUGACCGACGGUGUUCUAUUGCGAGAGUCGCUGAACGAACCAGAUCUGGAUCGCUACUCCUGUGUCAUUAUGGACGAAGCACACGAACGUGCCCUGAACACAGAUAUCCUCAUGGGUUUGUUCAAGAAGAUUCUGCAAAGGCGACGUGACUUGAAGCUCAUCGUAACAUCGGCCACAAUGAACUCGAAACGUUUCUCCGAUUUCUUUGGCGGCGCUCCUGAAUUUAUCAUUCCUGGGCGAACUUUCCCAGUCGACGUUAUGUUCCAUCGAUCACCUGUCGAGGACUACGUCGACCAGGCUGUGCAUCAGGUAUUGUCUAUCCAUGUCUCAAUGGGUCCUGGAGAUAUCUUGGUGUUCAUGACUGGCCAAGAAGACAUUGAAAUCACAUGCGAACUGGUGCAAAAACGACUCGACGCCCUCAAUGACCCUCCUAAGUUGAGUAUCCUGCCUAUUUACAGUCAGAUGCCUGCAGAUCUACAGGCCAAGAUUUUUGACAAGGCUGCUCCUGGUGUUCGAAAAUGCAUUGUUGCAACCAACAUUGCCGAGACCAGUUUGACAGUUGACGGUAUCAAGUACGUCGUGGAUGCGGGCUACUCCAAGAUGAAAGUAUACAACCCAAAAAUUGGCAUGGAUACGCUCCAAAUCACGCCUAUCUCGCAAGCCAACGCUUCACAACGCUCAGGUCGAGCCGGUCGAACAGGCCCAGGAAAGGCAUUCCGACUAUACUCGGAAAAGGAGUUUAAGGAAGACCUGUACCUGCAGACGAUUCCGGAAAUCCAGCGCACAAAUCUUGCCAACACUGUUCUGAUGUUGAAAUCUCUCGGUGUCAAGGACCUCUUGGACUUUGAUUUCAUGGACCCCCCUCCGCAGGAUACUAUUACAACCUCGAUGUUUGACCUAUGGGCCCUUGGAGCCUUGGACAAUCUGGGCGAGCUCACCGAGCUAGGAAAGAAGAUGAGUCACUUCCCAAUGGACCCGUCCCUAUCUAAACUACUCAUUACCGCAGAAGAGUACGGUUGUAGUGAGGAGAUGAUCACUAUCGUCUCUAUGCUGUCUGUGCCCAAUGUUUUCUACCGCCCGAAGGAGCGGCAAGAAGAAGCUGAUGCUGCACGUGAGAAGUUUUGGGUGCAUGAGUCGGACCAUUUGACGUAUCUUCAAGUUUACACCAACUGGAAGGCAAACGGUUAUUCCGAUGGUUGGUGUGUAAAGCACUUCCUGCACCCCAAGUCUUUGAGGCGAGCCAAGGAAAUUCGCGAGCAACUGUUGGACAUCAUUCGUAUGCAAAAGAUGACGUUGACAAGUUGUGGAAUUGACUGGGAUAUCGUGCGCAAGUGCAUUUGUUCCGGUUACUACCACCAAGCAGCCAAAUACAAGGGCUCAGGCGAGUACAUCAAUCUGCGCACCAACCUAGGUGUGCAAUUACAUCCGACAAGUGCACUGUACGCCGGGCACCCGCCUGACUAUAUCGUCUACCACGAAUUGAUCCUCACCUCUAAGGUAUAUGUUUCAACAGUGACAGCUGUAGACCCCCACUGGCUCGCUGACCUUGGCGAUGUGUUCUACUCGCUCAAGGAGAAGGGCUAUUCCGCCCGUGACAAGCGUAUCAUUGAAACAGAAUUCAACCGGAAGAUGGAAAUUGAGGCCAAGAUGGCUGAUGAUAAACGCAAGGAUGAAGAAAGGAAGCAGCUGGAGGAGGAGCGGAGCCAAAAGAAGCCGACGAAGGCGAAGAUUGGAGCAGAUGGCAAGAAAUUUAUAACCCAAGGCGCAGUCAGGAAGCCGGUGACAAAGCGACGUAACAGACCGUUUUAG